This is a messenger RNA of Odocoileus virginianus texanus, 1667 nucleotides long. NCBI's taxonomy places the organism in Eukaryota, Metazoa, Chordata, Mammalia, Artiodactyla, Cervidae. The record is from RefSeq and is a predicted model, not a curated record.
AUCAAACCCUGGUCUCUUGUGUCUCCUGCCCUGGCAGGUGGAGCUCCACCUGGGAAGCCCACAUACAUUGGGAGUACUUAAGUGGUUCCAUCCUUCUGGGUGUGUUAUUUCUAGUGGGAAUGGUGCAAGAAGCCUAGAUUUGAAUUCUGGUCUACUACAUGGAAUAAAUUUAGCCCUUGUUCCUUAUCUGGACCCUGGGUUACCCAUUCCCUGAGGCCAUCUGUUUUGGGUGGGGGCCUGUGCCAGGCUACACCUGGCCACCAGAUAAAGCAGAGCAGAAAUGGGCCCAAGGUGACCUGAGGACAGCAGGUCUGGUAUGAAGUUUGGCUUUUACGGGGAGCAUCAAAGGUUCAGAAACAGCUGGAGCCCUAUAUGCUGGGGAAAGUUGGAGGAAGGGAAGACUGCAGGAGAAGAAUUCCCCAAUACUACUUUUGCAGCUUACUUGGUAGAGAGGAACCUAUGCAUUAAGACAAACAUUUAAGGAAGGGAUGCAGAUUAGUAAGGCCUGAUAGAGCCAUUAUCUUACAAGGAGAGCGGGGGUGCUGUUCUAGGUACCAGUGAUGCGACAGUGAAGACAGGCAGGGGAGAGGGUAAAGAACUGGAAAACACACUGAGGAGGCUGAGCUGCCCAUGCCCCCAGGGCUGCUGACCUUCUCCACCACAAACACUCUGCUGAUGCUGUGCCCCCUUCUCUCUCAUCAGCCGACCCUGCGGUGCAGACAGACGGCAGCCCUCUUUGCUGCCAUUUCCACUUCAGCCCCAAGGUGAUGUUCACCAAGGUCCUGAAGGCCCAGCUGUGGGUGUACCUCCGGCCCGUGCCCCGCCCAGCCACGGUCUACUUGCAGAUCUUGCGACUGAAACCGCUAACUGGGGAAGGGACUACAGGGGUAGGGGGCGGAGGCCGGCGUCACAUCCGUAUCCGCUCACUCAAAAUUGACCUGCACUCACGCUCCGGCCACUGGCAAAGCAUCGACUUCAAGCAAGUACUACACAGCUGGUUCCGCCAGCCGCAGAGCAACUGGGGCAUCGAGAUCAACGCCUUCGAUCCUAGUGGCACAGACCUGGCUGUCACCUCCCUGGGGCCGGGAGCUGAGGGGCUGCACCCUUUCAUGGAGCUCCGAGUCCUAGAGAACACAAAGCGGUCCCGGCGGAACCUGGGCCUGGACUGCGACGAGCACUCGAGCGAGUCCCGCUGCUGCCGCUACCCCCUCACGGUGGACUUUGAGGCUUUUGGCUGGGACUGGAUCAUCGCCCCUAAACGCUACAAGGCCAACUACUGCUCCGGCCAGUGCGAGUACAUGUUCAUGCAAAAGUACCCGCACACCCACCUGGUGCAGCAGGCCAACCCGAGGGGCUCUGCCGGGCCCUGCUGCACACCCACCAAGAUGUCCCCCAUCAACAUGCUCUACUUCAACGACAAGCAGCAGAUUAUCUACGGCAAGAUCCCUGGCAUGGUGGUGGAUCGCUGUGGCUGCUCCUAAGGUGGGGGACAGUGGACGCCUCCCCAGCAGACCCUGCCCCUAGACCCCCCAGCCCUGACCCCCUGCUCCCCAGGCCCUAGAGCUCCCUCCACCUUCAGAUGUAACAUCACCCGUGUGCCCUGCCCACACGGUGUGCAGUGCGAGCGAGGGAGGCAGGUGGGGGACUGAGGGGCGAGGGGUUUGGGG